GUCUUGUCAGAAUCGAUCAAAAAACUGUUAUUAUCAGAAAAAUGGAAACCACCGAUGAACAACAACUACAACAUAGCUAAUUUGACUUGAAGAAAAACCAACAAAUACAGAUUUUCAAACGAUGAACAAUGGGCACCAAAGUGUUGAAACCGAAAGUUAUUUUUGUACUGGGCCCCCCUGGUUCCGGCAAAGGCACCCAAUGCGUCAGAUUAGCCUCAGAAUUCAAUUAUGUUCACCUAUCUGCAGGGGAGCUAUUGAGACAGGAGAAAUCUAAGCCGGACUCCAAGUACAGAAAACUAAUUGACACAUAUAUGAAAGAAGGAAAACUGGUACCAGUCGCGAUCAGCUGUGGUCUCCUCAAAAAAGCUAUGUUCGAGUCUCAGAGGGAUAAGUUCCUCAUCGACGGAUUUCCCAGAAAUAAGGAUAAUGUUGACGGUUGGAACAAAGAUGUGGCAGGUUAUGUAGAUCUGCAAUUUGUCUUGUUUUUCGAUUGCCCCCUGGAGAUAUGCAUAAAGCGGUGUUUGAAGAGGGGUGCUGAAACUGGAAGAGAUGAUGAUAACGAGGAAAGUUUGCGGAAAAGGAUAAAGACUUACAUUUCAGAAUCUAGUCCUAUUAUUCAGCAUUACAAUAUGUUGAAACUUGUUCAUGCAGUUGACGCGUCUAAAGAACCUGAUGAUGUUUAUAAAGAUGUUAAGAACCUAAUGUUAAAAUAUAAUCCAAAAUCGUGUUAUUUUAUUCUUUUCCAGUUCUAACAUUUUGUUU
Messenger RNA from Coccinella septempunctata (seven-spotted ladybird), 762 nucleotides. RefSeq names its product UMP-CMP kinase-like. Gene Ontology annotation, molecular function: UMP kinase activity; ATP binding. The transcript has 2 exons. Gene Ontology annotation, cellular component: cytoplasm; nucleus. Gene Ontology annotation, biological process: UDP biosynthetic process; 'de novo' pyrimidine nucleobase biosynthetic process; CDP biosynthetic process. The record is from RefSeq and is a predicted model, not a curated record. The coding region runs from base 129 to 752 and encodes 207 amino acids. Lineage: Eukaryota; Metazoa; Arthropoda; Insecta; Coleoptera; Coccinellidae.